Messenger RNA from Penicillium canescens, 765 nucleotides. RefSeq lists its product as uncharacterized. Bases 1 to 765 code for a protein of 254 amino acids. NCBI's taxonomy places the organism in Eukaryota, Fungi, Ascomycota, Eurotiomycetes, Eurotiales, Aspergillaceae. The record is from RefSeq and is a predicted model, not a curated record. The transcript has a single exon.
AUGCUCGAAGCGGACUACAACCUGCACAAAUCAAAUAGCACUUAUUUUACAGAUCUGGAUGCAAGCCGCUCUCAUCUGCUGUCAAACCUUUGCUACGGCGGAGUUUCUGUUGUGGAAAAAGAGCUCACCGCUGAGGGUAAAACAGGAAUUAUGGCUGCCAUAAUCGGUUCUGUCACCACAAGCUUCAAGAAGGAAAUCCGGAUCUUCCAGCAGUACGAAGUAUGGUCACGGAUUCUCACAUGGGACAAGAAGUGGCUCUACAUUGUGACCCAUUUUGUUCAGAAAGGAAGUGUUAAAAACAAAUAUCUGGUCACUGAUAUCUUGUCGGAGGGACACAUUUGUGGAAAGUGCGAUGGUACUGGUGGUGAGGGUAACGGUGCCAGCGCAGCGCGCCCCGUGGUAUAUGCCACGUCGGUCUCCAAAUACGUAUUCAAAAAGGGCAGGUUUACCGUGGCACCGGAGCGCCUUCUGAGAGCUUCUGGUCUAUUGGGAGGAAAUGGUAAGAUGGGAGAUGUUUGCUCCAAGAACCAGAGUCCUCAAAUAAACAUCAAAGAUCCCCUUACCAAAAGCAAUGAAGGUAUGGACAGUCCAGCAAUCGGCCAAGUUGUUGAAAGCGAAAGGCUCAAAGGAUUGAAAUAUGCCAAGGCUUGGGAUGAGUUAGAGUCUCUACACGCGGAGCCUCUUGGGGUUAACGAAACAAGUGGCUGUGUUCCAACCAUUGGCCACUUUAAUGAUAUCUCUGGCUACGGUUUCUCUUACUGCUAG